AUGGAUAACAGUUCUGCAUCGGUGUUCCUGACUGACAGUUUGGAGUUGGAACUGGGAACGGAAUGGUGCAAACCUCCUUGCUUUUCUUGUGCUUUUGAAGAUAGAGGAGGAAAAGGUUUCUCUGGAGAGUCCUACCUUUCCAGCGGAGCCCUUAAACGACUAAUUUUGAAUCUUGAUCCUUUACCAACCAAUUUUGAAGAGGACACAGUGGAAAUAUUUGGCAUUCAAUGGGUUACAGAAACUGCAUUAGUUGACUCAACUAGAAAACUUUUCCACUUACUCAGGCAACAGCUAUACAAUUUGGAAACCUUACUACAAGCCAACUGUGAUUUUGGGCAGAUAUCAGUUCUUCAUCAUAAAGCAGACAAUAUCAGGCAACAGUGUGUACUGUUUCUUCAUUAUAUUAAAGUUUUCAUCUUCAGGUACCUGAAAGUACAAAAUACUGAGAGUCAUGCUCCUGUCCAUCCCUAUGAGACUCUGGAAGCUCAGCUUCCCUCAUUGCUGGUUGAUGAGCUUCAUGGAUUGCUUUUGUAUAUUGGACAUCUGUCUGAACUUCCUAAUAUUAACAUAGGAGCAUUUGUAAAUCAAAACCAGAUUAAGCUCUUUCCACCAUCAUGGCAUUUAUUACAUCUCCACUUAGAUGUCCAUUGGCUGGUGCUAGAAAUUCUUCAUAUUUUGGGAGAAAAAUUAAAGUAUGUGGUAUAUGGUCAUCAGUUUAUGACUCUGGCAGGUGACAAUUUAACCAAUGUCAGCCUAUUUGAAGAACAUUGUGAAAGUCUCCUUUGUGAUUUAAUAAGUCUAUCACUCAACAGGUAUGACAAGGUUAGACCUUCAGAGGCAUUAAUAAAUCACCAUUGCCCAUGUUCAUGCAUUAAAGAAUUAUGGGUUCUACUCAUUCAUCUUCUGGACCACAAAAAUAAAUGUUCUCUCACAGAAUCAUUUUGGAACUGGAUGAACAAACUACUCAGAACACUGUUUGAGAAAUCAAGUGACCGGCAACGACCAGUGCCUAUAACCAAGUCCAGGGAUCCAUUAGGUUUUUGUUGGUGGAUUACUACUCAUUUAGCAUCAUUUUAUCAAUUUGAUCGCCAUGGUGUACCAGAUAAAAUGAGACAAAUGGAAUCAAAUUGGAAUUUUGUAGAAGAACUGCUGAAAAAGUCCAUCAGUGUUCAGGAUGGUAUACUGGAAGAGCAGCUACGAAUGUUUCUUCUUUGUUGUUUAACACUGUGCCAUUUCUGGGAGCCAAACAUCACAAUUGUCACAAUUCUGUGGGAAUCUUAUAGUAAGAAUCUAAAUAGUUCUUUCAGUGUUUCUUGGCUUCCUUUGAAAGGCCUUGCAAAUAUCAUGAAGUCCCCAAUGGCUAUGCUUGAAAUGGUGAAGACCUGCUGUUGUGAUAAACAAGACCACGACCUUUAUGAAUCCAGCAGUAGUUAUAUAAUUUUUCUUUGUAUUUUGGCAAAAGUUGUUAAGAAAGCACUGAAGAGCAAUGGCUCUCAUCCUUGGAAACAAGUCAAAGGAAGAAUAUAUUCUAAAUUUCAUCAAAAAAGAAUGGAAGAACUCACGGAAGUUGGUCUCCAGAACUUUUUCAGCCUUUUUCUAUUAUUAGCUUUUGUUGCAGAGGUAGAAGAUGUAGCAAGUCAUGUUUUAGACCUCCUGAACUUCCUUAAGUGGGCCUCUAUCACAGCUGCUCAAAGGACUCUCAUUUGGAAGGGUCAGAUGGCCUUCCUUCUAUUGUAUGUCCAGAAAAACUUGGAUAUUAGUGUUUUGGCUGAAAAACUUUCAAAUGCUUUCCGGGAGAAAGCAAAGGAAUUCUUAGUAUCUAAGAAUGAUGAAAUAGGGCAGAAACAGGCUCUUUGGACUCUUCUUUCCAUUUACAUUGAUGGUGUCCAGGAAGUCUUUGAGACCAGCCAUUGCUUGCAUCCUUCCCAUGAGAAACUGCUUAAUGAUGGAUUUACUAUGCUUUUACCUGCUUGUCGAGAAUCUGAACUUAGGACAGUAAUGAACUUUCUACAGUCUGUUCUGGCCAGAGUCAGGAGUAUGCAUCAACAAUUGUGUCAGGAACUUCAAACAGUGAACGUGGACCUAAUUGUACAAUCUUCAUUAUCAGCUAAAGAGCGCCACCUUGCUGCUGUUGCCGGUGCACUGUGGAAGCACUUCUUUUCGUUUUUGAAGACACAGAGGAUGUCACACAUAGUGCCUCUCUCACAACUUGCAGAUGCAGCUGCAGAUUUUACUUUGCUAGCAAUGGACAUACCCAGCACAGCUCCAUCAGAUUUUCAACCUCAACCAGUUCUGUCAAUGAUUCGACUUUUUGGUUGGGAUGAUAUCAUCAGUCCCCAAGUUGUAGCAAGAUACUUAAGUCAUGUCCUACAGAAUAGUGCAUUAUGUGAAGCACUCUGUCAUUCAGAUUGUGUGUCUUUUCAAGCCUUAACUGUGAGAUCAUGGAUUCGCUGUAUUUUGCAAAUGUAUAUAAAGAACUUCUCAGUGCCUGAUGAUUUAUUCAUUGACAUAAAUCCUGAACAGUCCAUUGAGAAAGAAUACUUGGAACAGUUGGCUGAACUGACAAGGUUGCUGUUUAAACUACCAGAAGUAAAGAAUAUUUUCUCAAAGGCUCAAGUUGAAUAUUUAACCGUCUUAGAAGACCCUAAAAAAGCACUUGUUCAAUUCCUUGAGGCUGUUGGUAUAACUUACAGAAAUCUACAGACACUUUCCGAUAAAUCUGCCAUGGUAACAAAAUCCCUAGAAUACCUUGGUGAAGUAUUAAAAUAUAUAAAACCUUAUUUGGGGAAAAAAAAUUCCAGUGCAGGCCUACAGCUGGCUUAUGGCAUGAUGGGAAUUCUUGUUAAAUCAUGGGCACAGAUCUUUGCCACCUCAAAAGCCCAAAAAUUACUAUUCCGGAUCAUUGAUUGUUUGUUGCUGCCACAUGCAGUGCUACAGCAAGAAAAGGAGCUGCCUACAGCUAUGUUGACUGCAAUUCAGAAGAGUCUUCCUUUGUAUCUCCAGGGCAUGUGUACUAUAUGCAGCCAGUCUCAAAAUUCAAACACCUAUUUGAAUCAAUUGCUUGGAAACGUUAUUGAGCAGUAUAUUGGACGGUUUCUUCCAGCCUCACCUCAUGGUUUAGGUGUUGGACAACAUCCUGUUUUGUUGGUACUGAGAAAGUCAGCAGCUGCUCCCCCUGUGUCAUCUCUAAAGAAAUGCAUUGUACAAGUCAUAAGAAAGUCUUAUUUCCAGUUUAAAGGAUCCUCACCCCCACCCCGCCUAGCAUCCAUUUUGGCCUUUAUCUUCCAACUCUCCAAGGAAUCGAACAUAGACAUCUGUGAUGUUGAACUCCUCCUCCCUGGUGUUUUAAAAUGCUUGGUGAUGGUCAAUGAACCUCAAGUUAAAAGGCUGGCCACAGAGAACCUGCAGUACAUGGUAAAAACCUGCCAAGUGGGGUCGGAAGGAGGACCUGCUGCCCAGCUGACUUCUGUGUUUAGGCAGUUUAUUCAGGAUUAUUGCAUGACAUACAGUUACCAGGUUUACAGCAUCUUAGAAACCGUAGCAACACUGGACCAACAGGUUGUUAUCCUCUUGAUUUCUACCCUUACUCAGUGUCUGAAGGAUUCCGAGCUGAAAUGCGGCCUUGGUAGAAAUAUUGCUCAAAGGCAAGCCUACAGCAAACUUUUAUCUCACCUUGGACAAAUGGGACAGGAUGAGAUGCAGAGACUGGAAAAUGAAAAUAUUUAA
Elephantulus edwardii (Cape elephant shrew) is the source of this 3726-nucleotide messenger RNA. It is a transcript of the gene MMS22L, whose product is annotated as MMS22-like, DNA repair protein. Bases 1 to 3726 code for a protein of 1241 amino acids. NCBI's taxonomy places the organism in Eukaryota, Metazoa, Chordata, Mammalia, Macroscelidea, Macroscelididae. Gene Ontology annotation, biological process: replication fork processing; double-strand break repair via homologous recombination. The record is from RefSeq and is a predicted model, not a curated record. The transcript is spliced from 24 exons. Gene Ontology annotation, cellular component: nuclear replication fork.